CAGUAGUAAAACAACAGCUGACUUUUCGAAACGUGAAAGCGGAAAAGUUAAUUUUUAGUUUUUUAAAUAAUACAUAGUAAUUAACAAAUAAUAAUUAAUAAUUGUGAGUGACUUUUUAACGAAUACAGUAUCUGUGUCACCCACCAAAAAAGCAGGGUGUUUGCCUUCGACAAAGCAUCCAAUUUCUUAAACGUUUAGAUUCGUUUCUGAAUAUGGAAGUAGAAAACAAUAACAACUUGCCGGCAAAGUUUACGGAGAAGCGUAAGGCAACCGAUAAAGAUGAAGGGGAUGAUGCAAAAAGACUGAAACAUAAUGUUCCCAAUAUGUUAGACCCCUUGACAUCCGCAUCCUCCGUUUCCAACUCAACUCUCCCACCACCACAGAGCCCCAAGAAGAGACUGCAUCUUGAGAAGCAGAAGCCCAGGCAAAACAAAGAUCAAAACUUCAUGUAUGGCAAUUACAAACACUAUUAUGGAAAGCGUAUAUUAGAUAAAGAUUUCCAUGAUAUCCGUUUGGAUGUGUUAGCCACGCAACCAGAACUCUUUCAAGACAAGCAAUUGCUAGAUAUUGGCUGCAAUUCGGGUCAUUUAUCCAUAGAGAUUGCGAAAAAGUUCAAUGUAAAGACGCUUGUUGGCCUGGACAUCGAUCGGAGCCUUGUUAACGACGCCCAAAUGGCCAUUGGCUCGCUGAAACGUCAAAAUCCUCCUGGAUCUAGAUUUCCAUACAAUCUGAGAUUCCUGCACGGCAACUAUGUACUUGAGGAUGAUGUUUUAUUAGAAAUAGAGCGCCCGCAAUUUGAUGUGAUUCUUUGUCUCUCAGUGACUAAGUGGAUACAUCUCAAUUUCUGUGAUGCAGGCUUAAAGCAGGCAUUUCGCCGCAUGUUUCUUCAAUUACGACCUGGAGGCAAGCUCAUACUGGAACCACAGUCCUUCGACACAUAUAAAAGGCGAAAAAAGCUAUCGGAAAAAAUUCGGGAAAAUUACAAUGCCAUUGAAUUAAAGCCCGAAAAGUUUACGGAAUAUCUUCUCAGCCCUGAAGUCGGAUUUGCAACUAUGGAACUAAUGGGCGUACCUGACCAUUGUGAGAGCGGCUUUAAGCGACCGAUACAGAUUUUUACAAAACGUUUGGUUGAAAAUGAUUCUUGAAAUAUACAUUGGUGUAUUUACAAAAAAAAAAAAAAAAAAAAACCAUC
Messenger RNA from Drosophila willistoni, 1192 nucleotides. RefSeq names its product probable RNA methyltransferase CG1239. Lineage: Eukaryota; Metazoa; Arthropoda; Insecta; Diptera; Drosophilidae. Gene Ontology annotation, molecular function: snRNA binding; RNA methyltransferase activity; O-methyltransferase activity. Bases 213 to 1145 code for a protein of 310 amino acids. The record is from RefSeq and is a predicted model, not a curated record. The transcript is spliced from 2 exons. Gene Ontology annotation, biological process: snRNA modification.